AUGUCCGCAAACGGUCAUCAGAUGACUGCCGCCGCGCCCGGCACCACCAUCGGCAGCAACUCUCCCUCUGCCCUGGAUGCUCAUGCUACCAACGGCCAUGCCACCAAUGGCCACGCCAACGGCAACGGCUACUCCAACGGCAACGGCAAUGGCCAUGGCAGCUUUGAGAACGAGAAAGCUCAUCAAGCGCCCAUGUACCACGGCGGCGCUGGCGGUGGAAACCAUCUCAGCCGCACCUUGACCCCCGGUGGGCACUACGCCGAUGACGACCUCAUUGCGAUCGCCAACGGUCACAGGAGGAUCGCCAACCCUCUUCCCCUCGGUGUCUUCGGUUUCUCAACGACGACCCUCCUUCUUUCGCUCUACAACAUCCAGAUUGAGGGAAUUGCCAUCCCCAACGCGGUCCUCGGCUUCGCGCUCUCUUACGGUGGUCUGGCGCAGUUCCUCGCGGGUCUGUGGGAGUUUGCAGCGGGCAACACGUUUGGUGCGACCGUCUUCUGCUCCUUCGGCAUGUUCUGGUGGGGCUACGCGGUGAUUCUCAUCCCCUUCUUUGGCUUCAUGGGACAGUACGAUGGUCAGCCCGGUAUCUACUCGGCCCAAUCGCCGUUUGCAGCUGAAGCCGAUAGCGCUAUUGGCCUCUACCUCUGGAUCUGGUUCGGUAUCACCACCAUCUACCUCAUCGCAUCCACGCGUGGCUCGGUCUCGCUCUUUGUGCUCAUCUUCCUGCUCUGGGUCACGUUCAUCUUCCUCGGCGCCCACGCCUACACGGGCAACGCAAAGCUCCAGACUGCCGGCGGCGCCUUCGGUAUCGCCACCGGCUUCGCGGGCUACUACCUUGGUAUCGCGAGCUUCCUGAGCCCCUACAACUCGUUCUUUACGCUUCCGGUCAUUCCUCUCGGCAAGAAGGACUGA
Kalmanozyma brasiliensis GHG001 is the source of this 912-nucleotide messenger RNA. RefSeq names its product yaaH. NCBI's taxonomy places the organism in Eukaryota, Fungi, Basidiomycota, Ustilaginomycetes, Ustilaginales. Gene Ontology annotation, cellular component: plasma membrane. The record is from RefSeq and is a predicted model, not a curated record. Gene Ontology annotation, molecular function: acetate transmembrane transporter activity. The transcript has 2 exons. The coding region runs from base 1 to 912 and encodes 303 amino acids.